This is a messenger RNA of Peromyscus leucopus (white-footed mouse), 444 nucleotides long. Its product is annotated as non-histone chromosomal protein HMG-17-like. Bases 75 to 347 code for a protein of 90 amino acids. Gene Ontology annotation, cellular component: chromatin; nucleus. The record is from RefSeq and is a predicted model, not a curated record. The transcript has a single exon. Gene Ontology annotation, biological process: chromatin organization. Gene Ontology annotation, molecular function: nucleosomal DNA binding. NCBI's taxonomy places the organism in Eukaryota, Metazoa, Chordata, Mammalia, Rodentia, Cricetidae.
AACGACCCCCGGAUGGACCGACCCCGCGCACUGCCUCAUCCCCGCGUUCAGCGCCAACGUCCCCCGCCGCCGCCAUGCCCAAAAGAAAGGCUGAAGGGGAUACUAAAGGAGAUAAAGGCAAGGUGAAGGACGAGCCACAGAGAAGAUCUGCAAGGUUGUCUGCUAAACCUGCUCCUCCAAAGCCAGAGCCCAAGCCUAAAAAGGCCCCUGCAAAGAAGGGAGAGAAGGUCCUCAAGGGGAAGAAGGAGAAAGCCAAUGCUGGGAAGGAUGCGAAUAAUCCUGCAGAGAACAGAGACACCAAAACAGACCAGGCACAAAAAGCUGAAGGAGCUGGAGAUGCCAAGUGAAAUGUGUGCAUUUUUGAUAACUGUGUACUUCUGGUGACUGUACAGUUUGAAAUACUAUUUUUUAUCAAGUUUUAUAAAAAUGCAGAAUUUUGUUUUA